Messenger RNA from Cinara cedri, 7052 nucleotides. NCBI's taxonomy places the organism in Eukaryota, Metazoa, Arthropoda, Insecta, Hemiptera, Aphididae. The record is from the annotation of a GenBank genome assembly.
AUGUGCUGCGUGGUAAUUGGCGCCGCCGGCAUGCAGGAAGACCACCACAGCACCGGCGGCGGCAGCAACAGCGGCGGCGCGGGCAAUAACGCCGCAGCAGCAGCCGCCGCGGCCGCGGCCGCGGCGGCCGCCGUUUUCCUGCCCGUCUACGAUUUCAGCCGCCGGUAUCAGGCCGCUCUGGACUCGGCCGGUUUGCAUCAUCACCAAAUCCCGGUCAGCCCGUUGGACCUGCGGGGCGGUGGCGGCGGAACUGCGAUCGCCAUGAUGUCCAACUCGACCGCUGCGUCCGCUUCGCCGUCGCCGUGCAGCGUGGGUUCGAACGAGACGACGGACGUGAACGUCGAUUCGGCCGACGACGACGACGAUUACGACGACAUGGCCGCCGCCAGGGCCGCGGCUUCCAACGACAACAACAACGGCGAAGACAAGGCGUCUACGGGCUGCGGCGCCGAAGACGGCAGCGGUGAGAAAACUUCGGGCGCCGGCGGCAACGGAUCACCCGUGAAACCGCCGUACAGUUACAUAGCCCUCAUCACCAUGGCGAUAUUACAAUCGCCGCACAAGAAGCUCACGCUCAGUGGCAUUUGCGAGUUCAUCAUGUCCCGGUUCCCGUACUACCGCGACAAGUUCCCGGCCUGGCAAAACUCGAUCCGACACAACCUGUCCCUCAACGACUGUUUCAUCAAAAUCCCACGGGAACCGGGGAACCCGGGCAAAGGCAACUAUUGGACGCUGGACCCGAUGGCCGAGGACAUGUUCGACAACGGGAGCUUUUUGCGUCGCCGAAAGCGGUACAAACGGAUGCACCAGGCGCCUUCCGACUUUUUCAUCCACCGCGAUCACCAUCCGCACCAUCACCAUCCACACCACCAUCACCAUCCACAUCAUAACCAUCACCACUUCGCCGCGGCCGCCGCGGACCCGUACUCGGUGCUCCACCAUCACCACCACUACCCGUACCACUUGGGCCCGCCGCCGUCGCAUCAGCAGCCGCCGCAGCAACCGGCGUCGCAGCAACCGUCGCAACCGUCGCCGUCGUCGGCGUCCAUGCCGUUGCCCGCGCUGCCCGCCGCCGAUCUGGCCCGCAUAACUUUCGGUUUGAACCUGCUGCACAACGGGCAGGUGGCCGCGGCGGCCGCGGCCGCGGCCGCAGCCGCCGCGUACAAGCCCCAACAGCCCGCGGUGGUGCAACACUGCGCCGCGGCCCAGCAGCAACCGGCGUACGGGACGACGACAUUGACGGGCAGCGGCGGCGUCCGUUUGGCCGUGAAACAGCCGUCCACCGGGUUCAGUAUCGACUCCAUCAUGGGCAAGAAGCCGUCGCCCUCGCCGCAGUCCAACGCCAGCCCCGUCCGUUCCGGCGGUGGCGGCGCGGGCGCCGGAGCCGGCGCGGGCGACGACGACGACGCAGCCGUGGUCACCAGGUCACCGCAGCCGUCGGCCCGGACCAACAACAAUUUCGAUUCCGCCUUCACGCCGCUACAGCAGACCACGUGGGCCAGGUGAUGAUGCGUGUCCGCACGACGAGUCGCCCGGCGUAGUUUUGUCCGCACUACUAGGCCUCCUCGUACAGGAUUCACCGCGCGUCACCGAUGCAGUUUUCUUCCAGCCCGGCACGGCUCCGGUCACCAAAGGUAAUGCGAACAAAUAACUAAUCCAUACACCGUACACACACGUGUAUAACGUUUAAUGCAUGUCUAAGUACGGAACGGCUAAAUAGGAUUUAAUCGGAAAACCCGAUUAAAUGGCAAUUUGAUUGAAUUGCAUUUAACGAACGAACGAAACAAAUACGUUGUUUCGUUAAACCGCCUGUACGUGUUUACGGUCGAUUAUCGUUUGGAUUUGGUUUUCACGUAUAUUUUUUUUUUCUUACACGCGCUUAUCAAUUAUAUUCGAAUCUGGUUACACGCGCGCGCCUCGAUCGCUGCAAACAGCGCGAUCAAGUAUUUCAUUCGGGUACCGUCGGCGGUGCCGAAUCAUCUAAAUAAAAAUGCAGUCCGGCGAAAUAUAUACUCAUGAGGCGCCAACAUCUGUAGACAAGCCGAUUUCGUGGCCGGAAUCGUGGCUAGCGUAGGUUCUUCGCUUAUCCGGCGAAGCGCGCAUUCGGUUCGGCAACCGGACUUUGUGGCGAAUAACGAAGCAGCUAAAUGUCCGAAAGAAGACGGGCCCGGUCUCACCGCAGGUUAUGGCGCCGCCGCAAGUGCCGGUCGGUUUCGAGAACGCCGCUGUAAAAAGUUCUACGAAUGUUCUUAAUUCAACGUUUUCGCGCGUUCACUCGAACGGCCGUUUCCCCACAAUGCUCGUGAAAACCACGGCGAAUUCGUUUAACACGUUAUCGCGAUAAUUCGAAAAUGUCGAGUCGGCCGUUUCCGUCACGAUGUCUACGGUAUUUCCGCGGAUGAUUUCCGUUGCGAUAAUAAUAAUAAUAACGCGCGACGCAGCCGGCGGUGUUGACGAUGUUCUUGGCGCGCAUUGCAGGCGAAUCGCAUAACAAUAAGAACUUCCGACGGUAUUAUAUUUACUUAGCGUGUUCACCACGAGGGCGAAAUUAAUUUCUCCAUUAAGUUUUAGUGUUGUUUAAGUUCGCAUUCCUUUAUACGAAAUACUUUUACGGCGAUGUAAUAGCGCGCACCGAAAGCGAACGGAUACGGCAAUUCAGUUAUUGUCGAAACACCGCCGAUGCGAUAUCAUAGCGCAGCCGGGUAUAAUAAUUAAUUUCGCGGACAAUAAAAAACAAUGAUAACACGAAUUAAAAAAUUAUAAUUACUGUUCUAACGAUCGCGUGUCAUCGCUGUACCACAGACAAUAAUAUUAUAUUCUCCGUACAAAUAUCCCGGUACAUAUUUCAACGUCAAUUCGAAUAAAUUAUAAACGCAAUAUUUUAUACAGGACCUAUAAUUAUUAUUGUGCGCAACAUACCGAGUAUUUUUGCAAAUUUGGUCGGCGAACAGUUUAAAAAAAAUUAUGUUUCGGAAAUUGCAUUACGCCCGACGUUCCGAAACAAUAACGUACAAUCCCGUAAUGUGUAAAUAGGUUUCACAAACAAUUUGUCGGGUAAAAUUAACUUUCGGACUUCGCCCGCGGAUAGUUUUGUAACGUUGAAAUUUUUUAAUAUUAUUUCAUAUUUCGCUCGGUCGCGAGUUCUGUACACACACACACACACUUUAAGCUUUUUUCCAUAUUUCCUUUCUUUUACCCAUUUUCUCAGUGAGCAAUAUGAAAAUAAAUGCUUUUCUUUAUGUAUGGUUUGGUUACUUUAAAAAAAUAAUCAUUUUUUUCAUACCAUAAAUAACGAAACCCAGUCAACAUUGCGAACAUAAAUAAAGACUAUACUUAACAAUUUAAUUUUCUGUAUUUUUUAUUAACUUUAUACUUUUUAUACACUUCGUCCGUGAAGUAUUCGACUGUUUUAUAAAAGCAAAUUUAAUUUAGGUACACUGUUUGCAAACUGUUAUUUGGCGUUACUAAGGCAAUCCUUAACAAUAAAUAAAUAAUAACAUUAUACCUUUAUGUGCGUACCAUAUUUGCCGGUUGUUUAAGAAAUUAUUAAUUAUAUUCUUCGUAAUUAACACGCUGAAUGACCUCUCCGCGAUAAACUCUAUCACAGUGGUACUUAAACUGUGGUCCGCAGCCCUCUGGGGUCCGAGAUUUCAUGCCGGGGGUUCACGGCGGCUCUAUCGGUAAAUAUUGUUUGAUGAUGACAUGAGAUGUUUUGUUAAAAAUGUAUUGGUAGGGGGUCCGCGAUUUCCAAAAGCCUUUCACCGGGGGUCCGCGGGCACAAAAAGUUUAAGAACCGCUUCUCUAUCAUCUAAACAAACCGUACGCCAGUCGGAUAAGUAGUUUCGGAGGAAAACCGUGAAAAAGAUUUCCAUUUACGCUUUUAUAUAUAAAGAAGAUUAUUUAUUAAUUUUUCGAAUAAAUAAUAUAAACAUCGGGCAUUAAAAAUGCCAAAAAAAAACAAAAAAAAAACCUAAUAUUAAAAAUUCUGCGUAUCUGUUAUUGUCAAAACUUGCCGAAUUUGUUUUAACUUUAUUCGAGAAACCGAGUUAAGGUUACAACAUUUCGGGAAAAGAAAUACUUAGGUUCAGUUAAAAGUUCUUUUUUUUUAAAAAUUCAAAUUAUUUUAUUUAGCAUACGUUCUUAAACAUAUUUUGUACUCUAACAUAGUUUUAGUCGGAAAAUAAAUGGCAAACCCGUAUGUAUAGUCACACGGUUAUUUUUACAAAGAACUUCGUAAAUAAUUUUUUAAAACAAACUCUAAUCAGAACAAAAUAAUCAAGUUAAAAGAAAUGACCGAGUUAUUUUCGAAAAUUCUAUUAUUAUUUUUUUACCUAUAGGUCUGUAUAGUAAGUAAAUAUUUACUUAUUAUAACUUAAAACUUUUACCUUUUUGACUAUAGUUACCGUCCAUCAUUGGAAAAUUAUCACUCAAGUUGGUCCUCGAUUAAAACGAAAUAACAAUUUGGUUUGGGGUUUAAGUUUUACAAUGGUGUAUGUGUAUUUUUUUUUUUUUAUAACUGUAAACGAGUUUUCGACCAGAAAAUUGUCUACAACCAUCAACUUUUCAGUGGUCGUUUAAAAUGGUAUUUCAGGUUUAUUUGAGUGAUCUUUGGUUGGAAAUUGCAUUGAUAUCUGAAUGCAGGAAAGAAAACGGCGAAUAUUUUCGCAACUAAGUUUUCGUUUUGUUGUAAUUUAGUGAAAAAUAAUCGUUGAAACGUGCCAAUAAACCAGACGUAGCAUAAUUUUCGAAAUAUCUCGAAAGUUUUUGUGUCAUUUUAAUUGUAUAUUUAUUUGUGUUGAAAUAAUAUUUAAAGUCGAAAAGAAAUAAUAUUUUUAUUGGCUAAAAUAUUUCAAAGUUAUACACCCAAAAUCAGUGUCAUUCCGAAAUGUUUGGAAAGACACUAUCUAAACAAUUAUAUGUCUGUGAAUUAUAGUUGUAAAAUAAUAAAUAUGAUUUUGUUCGUUUAUUAAGAAAAUAUCUGGAAAAUUCGAAACAUUUAAUAGCAUUUUGAAUAAAAACCUUUGUACAGUUGUGGGGUUCUUUGAAAUGGCGGGGAGAGGAAUUUGGAGCAAAAUGACUCGGUUUAGUAAAAUAUGAAUUAACUAUUUAACUAAUGCGCUACACUGCGCAGCAUUGAUUUCGAUUUAAGGAACAGAGAAUAAUAUUUUACAUAGCAAUAUCGUCUGUCGGAGUCAGAUUUAUUAAUCAUUAUCUGACUCCUUCCCAAUCCCCGUUGUCCAAUGAAGCUGAAAUUUCGCGCAAUGUCCAGUAUUGUCCUAGUGACAAUACGACGUGAACAAAUAUUUUUAAAAAUUAGUAAGCCAAUGUUGUAGGUGGGAAAGAUAGGAUAUACGGGGUGAUUUAGGUUAUAUCUAUUCAUUACAAUGAAUCGUUGCAAACGAAAACCAAUCGUAUUGAAGUCCGAUUAAACGUAGAUUUAUACAUUUUGAUUUUAAUUCAGCCGUGUAUUGAUUUGUAUCAAUGAAUUGAAUUACAAUUGUUUUGUGAUUUUUUACGUAUUUCAAAAUAAUAUUAUGUCUGAAAUCGAAACGCUUAUAAAAAUAAAUUACAACAUUAUUAUCCAAAUAAAAUAAAACGUCAAAUAGCUCCGAACAGGCGACUCGAAAAACUCUAGAAUGCCUAUAAAGUGCACUACGAUCAUUUUUGACGAAAUCGCGUAAAAAAGAAAAAAAAAUCCAAAAUAACAGAAACCGUUAUCGCAUAAAGAUUCCCAGUUUCCGAAAGUUCGUAAAUAAUUCUAGUUUCAACAAAACAACUAUAUUUUGCCAAGAUUAUUUACUGAAAGAAAUAACUAGGUAAUAUUAAUUAUCAACUAAGUUAUUUUCAUCAAUACUAUUUUUUUUUUUUUAACUAUCCAAAUUAAAAGUUAUCAAAAAAAAGAUAAAAAGUAUAAUUUAAAUUUAAUUUUUAACUACCUAGUUACUGUUAUAACUUUGGCUAAUCAUAAUCCAACUGGCUCACGAGUUAUACCUUAAGAAAACGAAUUAAUGCAUUCGUUUUAGAUUUUAGUUUUACUAUGACGCAUGUUUUUUUUGUUGUACGUUCGCGCGUGAGCCUGCAAACGAGUUUUCGACAAGAGGACUUGCCCCGAUCUCGUCGAAUUCAGAGGUGGUUUCCGAUGGCGGGCACUUCGGAUCUCGUAGGUACAUUAAAGAGGUCAUGUCGUUUUGGAAAUUCCUUUAAUAUUACCCACGCAUAAUAUUACGGGAGGACAUCGGGAGUUGUAAUUUUUUUGGCAAACGGCGAUUGCUUUUUUUGUUGUGAUUCGGUAAAAAUCAACCGUCAACACUUGCCAACAUUAAAAACGUUCGAAUUUGUUGACUACGGUGUUUGACCAAUAACAGAUUCGAAAAUAUCAUUGGCUUUGACUGUAAUAAAAACCGUUAUUUUAGAGGGUAAAAAAUGGAUUUUUUUUAAAAAAAUAUUAUCGUUAUUUUACACGGUAUUCCAUAAAUAAUUGUUCUAAUGUUUCGGUUUUUUUGUAUUCUUUCAGCUUUACAUAGACACGAGUCCCGUGCACGGUCGACGACAAAUUGAACGAGCCGCGUGGACGCGUGCAAUGCAAUAUUGACGCGAAGGAGAAGCGGACCGGCCGCCCGUGCCAUUUUCUCGUCUGUACAAUAAUUUAUAUAGGUCCGAUAUAUUUUUUCGUUCGAUAAUCCCCUUCUCGUCGGAACAAUAAUUGUUGUGCAUACAGAAACAAACAGAAAAAAAAAAACCCGUAUAAUUUUUAUAAUAAUCAAUACGUCCUAGGAUAUUAUUUUUUAAUAAUAAUUAUUAUCAUUGUCAGUAAUAAUAAUACUAUAAUAACAGUGUACACUCGAAUUGUAUAACAAUAAUAAUAAUAAUAUUAAUUGUUCGAUACAAUAAAAUAUUACGAUUAUAAUUAUUAUUGUUAUUACGGGCACUGUAUUAUGUUUCGUUACAUUAGUAUAUAUAUAUACAUAUAUAUAUAUAUAUAUUAUUGUACAUAACCCAAUAUUUAUUAUAAAUAUGUACACGUAUAUAUUACAUAAUAAAAUACGAUCCUC